Messenger RNA from Strigops habroptila (Kakapo), 1719 nucleotides. It is a transcript of the gene GALK1, whose product is annotated as galactokinase 1. The coding region runs from base 608 to 1597 and encodes 329 amino acids. Gene Ontology annotation, molecular function: ATP binding; galactokinase activity. Gene Ontology annotation, biological process: carbohydrate phosphorylation; galactose metabolic process. Gene Ontology annotation, cellular component: cytoplasm; cytosol. The record is from RefSeq and is a predicted model, not a curated record. The transcript has 8 exons. NCBI's taxonomy places the organism in Eukaryota, Metazoa, Chordata, Aves, Psittaciformes, Psittacidae.
GAUUCUCCUCCUCAUCCCCCUGGGAGCGAGGGGGGGAGGAGGGAGAGGAGAAGGGGGGAGUGGGUGAGUGGCUGCGUGGUUCUGUGUUACCGGCUGGGCUUAAACCACGACAAUAUCAAAAGCACAGACGGUGGAUGCAGAUAUAACACAGGCAUUGAUGUAUGUAUGUAUACGUAUUUAUUUGUACAUAUAUGUAAAAUACAUACACUGGCCUAUGUCUGUACCUAUAACAGUAACACCGGUGCAUACACGCACGUGUGUAUCUGCACCGCUCUUUGGACACCGCAGGCGCUGCGGUACGGUACAGAUCUAAGUACAGUGAUACACGGGACUGCGCACAGGCUCCCUGCCUGCCCACAGGGACGCACACGCGCGAGCACCGUUUCCCGUGGGCCGGGAAGGGCGCCCCGGCUCCCCCCGGUCCCAUGAGCGCCAUGAGCUCGAGCCCCGCCGGGGGGCGGUGCGGAGCUCCGCCAGCGGUGCGGGGCCUCGGGGGGCGGGCCGGCGGGGCGACUAUGGCGGAGGCGGAGGCCGGGUUGGUCCCGCUGCUGGCGGCCGCCCGCCGGGCACACGAGGCGGCUUUCGGGGGGCCGGCGUUGCUGGCGGCAUGGGCCCCCGGCCGUGUCAACCUCAUCGGCGAGCACACCGACUACAACGGCGGCUUCGUGCUUCCCAUGGCCCUGCAUCUGGGGACAGUGCUGGUGGGAUCCCCCACGAAGGACGGGACCAUCUCCAUCCUCACCACCUCGGCAGAGGCAGACAAGCCACACCAGGUGGUCCUGUGCCGGGCUUCAGUGCUGUGGUAGCCAGUGACAUCCCCCUGGGCGGGGGCCUUUCCAGCUCGGCCGCGCUUGAGGUGGCUACUUACACCUUCCUCCAGCAGCUCUGCCCUGAUGAUGGUGAUUUGGUGGCCAAGGCACUGGUGUGUCAGAAAGCAGAGCACACGUUUGCGGGCAUGCCCUGUGGGAUCAUGGACCAGUUCAUAUCUGUAAUGGGCAAGGAAGGCCACGCGCUGCUCAUUGACUGCAGGUCCCUGGAGACUGUCCUCGUCCCGCUGACUGAUGCCAGCCUGGCCGUGCUCAUCACCAACUCCAAUGUGCGGCACACGCUGACGGGCAGCGAGUAUCCCGUGCGCCGGCGGCAGUGUGAGGAGGCAGCAGCAGCGCUUGGCAAGACCAGCCUACGAGAUGCCACCAUGGCUGACCUGGAAGUGGCCAGGAGCUCUCUGGGUGAGGAGGUGUACCGGCGGGCCAGGCACGUCAUCGGCGAGAUAGCACGGACGGUGCAGGCAGCGCAAGCCCUGCAGGACAGGGACUAUGGGAUGUUCGGGAGGCUGAUGGUGGAGAGUCACAACUCCCUCAGGGACGACUACGAAGUGAGCUGCCCGGAGCUGGAUGAGCUGGUAGCAGCAGCCCUGGAGGUCGACGGGGUUUAUGGCAGCAGGAUGACUGGGGGAGGCUUUGGAGGCUGCACGGUGACUCUGCUGGAGGCUGGGGCUGCAGAGAGAGCCCAGCGCCACAUCCAGGAGAGCUACAGUGGCACAGCCACCUUCUACCUCACCAAACCCUCUGGAGGGUCAAAGGUGCUGCCUCUGUAGAGGAGCGGCCACCUCGCCUGGGCUGGGAUCGCUGCGGCUGCAUUCCUGGCUUGCAGGGGAAUCCAUUUGUCUAUCUGCAUCAUUUGCCUAAUAAAUGCAAAACGUUUGCACGGUUGUUCUGC